Messenger RNA from Biomphalaria glabrata, 2117 nucleotides. Its product is annotated as N-glycosylase/DNA lyase-like. The record is from RefSeq and is a predicted model, not a curated record. The coding region runs from base 174 to 1499 and encodes 441 amino acids. The transcript has 7 exons. Gene Ontology annotation, cellular component: nucleus. Gene Ontology annotation, molecular function: damaged DNA binding; 8-oxo-7,8-dihydroguanine DNA N-glycosylase activity. NCBI's taxonomy places the organism in Eukaryota, Metazoa, Mollusca, Gastropoda, Planorbidae. Gene Ontology annotation, biological process: nucleotide-excision repair; base-excision repair; base-excision repair, AP site formation.
AUUCUCCCAGCCUCCUGAUUUACCAGGAGCUCCUUGAAAUCUCCUGAAAUUGCAAAAUAUAUGAAAAAGUCAUGGAAAUCUCUGGAAAUUAUUUAAAUCUUUUGAAAACUCAAAAAAAAAUAAUUUCCUGAAAUAUAUAGACAAAAAAUUGUCAUUUUGGGGUGUCAUUCAAAAUGAAAAACACCAAUCCAACGCGUGAUGAAAAAAAACUGCAUUAUGCAAUACCUGUAAUUGUGGAAUCUGGUGAAAGAAGCUUCUCGUGCCUCAAACUAAUGAAGAAUUACUUGAGAUGGAGAAAGAACAGUUCUGGUGAAUGGUUGGGUGUAAUGGCUGGCUAUGUCUGGAGACUAAAACAGUCUGAUGAUAGAAUACUCUACCAAGUCUAUGGUAAACACAACACUGCAGCCAGGGAGUCUGCUGAUAUAAAUGAUAAAAGUUUUAAGCUUGGGCAAAGCAAUCUAAAUACACUCUAUGAGAAUGAAGCACUGAAAGAUCCAAAGAUUGUUAAAAAUGAGGUCAAACAGCUCGCACAAACUACAAUAAAAGGAGCCAAGACUAAGGCAAGCACAAAGAGGUCAAAUGCAAAAUGUAAAUUGCCACAGGUCGACUCAACUAGUUCUCACACCAUCGAUUCAUCUCCAGCUGUAAAUGAUGUUAGCCUCAGUGAUGAUGAUCACUUCUCCUCUUUAUUACAUAAUUACUUUCAGCUUGGAGUUGACUUAAGACAGCUUUAUAAAUCUUGGGCAUCAAAAGAUCCUUAUUUCAACCAAGUGGCUUCAAACUUUUAUGGCAUUCGUAUUCUUAGGCAGGAUCCAGUUGAGAAUUUGUUUAGCUUUGUGUGCUCUUCAAAUAAUAACAUUUCUCGUAUCUCCAGCAUGGUCGAGAAUUUAUGUACUAACUAUGGAGAAUUUAUCACUAGACUAGAUGAAACAGAUUAUUUUACAUUUCCUAGUAUCUCAGCACUUUGCAAAGAAAACAUUGAAACCCAUUUGCGACAGUUGGGUUUUGGCUACAGAGCCAAGUUCAUUGCUAGGAUAGCAAGAGAGAUCACUGAGAAUAAAAGUGAAAAUUGGUUGAGGUCACUUAGAGACAGACCAUACAGCGAAGCCAAGUCAGAACUAUUGAAUCUCUAUGGUGUUGGAGCAAAGGUUGCAGACUGCGUUUGUCUGAUGUCACUGGACAAGACUGAAGCUGUACCAGUAGACACACAUGUGUGGCAAAUCACAUUGAAACAUUAUUUGACAAAACUACAAAGUGCCAAGUCUUUAACUGACAAACUGUACAAUGAAAUAGGUGAUUUCUACAGAAGUUUAUGGGGACCUUAUGCUGGCUGGGCUCAUUCUGUUCUCUUUACUGCUGACCUAAGACACAACAAAAGAAAAGAGUUGAACACUUCUUUGAUGAUGAUCAACAUUUGCCAAGAGAUGACCAUUAGGAAUGUUAGUCUGUAUGUAACAUUAGUUUCAAUUUAUCAACAACAUCUGCCUUGGAUGUCCUAAAUCAUGCAAGCAAUAAAUCCAAAAAUGGACAUUUAAAUAACUGAAUGAAAUCUGAAUGCUUUAUGUAAAAUUUAAAAUGUGAAAUUCAUUUUAAUAAGAAAUUAUUGUAAUAUUUUCAGCUCUUAGAUAUUAAAUAUUGAUAUUAGCAUAAGGUCAUUAAUUUUUCUGAGACCUCAGGUUUGAAGUUUAUGUCAUGUUAUUAUUUUAACUAAAUGCAACACUCAUUAUUGCAGAAAAUGUUUAACUUCCUUUUAGAAAUGUGUUCUAUAAAACUACUGGAUUUUAUUUUAUUUUUUUUUUUUUUUGAAGAGAUAGAUUAUAUUUUGAAAGCAAGUGUGGUAGCAUAUAACCAAACAUUUAAUAACACAAAAUUAAACACUGAAGUCACACCAAAUUCAAAACAUUUAAUAACACAAAAUUAAACACCGAAGUCACACCAAAUUCAAAACAUUUAAUAACACAAAAUUAAACACUGAAGUCACACCAAAUUCAAAACAUUUAAUAACACAAAAUUAAACACUGAAGUCACACCAAAUUCAAAACAUUUAGUAACACAAAAUUAAACACAGAAGUCACACCAAAUUCAAAACAUUUAAUAACACAAAAUUAAACACCGAA